Messenger RNA from Meloidogyne enterolobii, 396 nucleotides. The record is from the annotation of a GenBank genome assembly. NCBI's taxonomy places the organism in Eukaryota, Metazoa, Nematoda, Chromadorea, Rhabditida, Meloidogynidae.
AUGUUGUCAGAUGAACAAAGAGAAGCUUAUGUAGAUUAUACUAUUUUAAAUUUAAAAAAAUUCCCCGACUUUCAUGGACUGGGUACAACGCUACAUUUCAGAAUUUUUAUUAAAAUUGAAAUAUUUAAAUUUAAGUUCAAAACUAUAAAAGAAAUGAAAGCAAAUAAAGAUUUUGACAUCGCUGCACUGUUACAUCGACAAGCCUGGGACGAAGGUGGGGCACACCGCGGCCCACAAUUUUUGGUAUUUCAUAGAGAAAAGCUUAAAUUCAUUGGAAGUACAAAUUCUACUGGACAAGUUAUUGAUGGGCCUUUUUCACCUUGGGAAACAUUAAUGAAUACAGAUUAUAUUCAAAGAGACGUAGGUAGGCAUGGAAGCUGCUACAAAGAAGAAUAG